Scomber japonicus (chub mackerel) is the source of this 2184-nucleotide messenger RNA. RefSeq names its product glutaminyl-peptide cyclotransferase (gene qpct). Gene Ontology annotation, molecular function: glutaminyl-peptide cyclotransferase activity; zinc ion binding. NCBI's taxonomy places the organism in Eukaryota, Metazoa, Chordata, Actinopteri, Scombriformes, Scombridae. The record is from RefSeq and is a predicted model, not a curated record. The coding region runs from base 40 to 1185 and encodes 381 amino acids. The transcript has 7 exons.
UUCACAUGAUCUGUAGCUUUCACAAGAAGAGAGACGGGAAUGUGGAUAAGAGCGACAACACCGAUGGCUGAGCGAAGCCACAGUCCGUCCAUAAUGCGUUUAUUUUACAUUGUCUGCAUCUGGGUGGCAUUUAUCCACUGCACCAACGGAAUUCCCUGGACUCAAGAGAAGCUCCAUCAUCGAGCAGUCACACUAACACAAGAGGAGAUCCAGACUGCGUUGUCACACACUGACCUGGAGCAGAUGUGGCAGAGGGACCUGAGGCCUCUGCUUGUUACCAGGUAUCCAGGCUCAGCAGGCAGCCAGGCCGUGCAGCAGCAUAUUAAGACAGCCCUCGGUUCCCUCGGGGCAGGCUGGGAAGUGACGGAGGAUAGUUUUGUGUCACAAACACCCUAUAGCCCACUCCCCUUCACCAACCUCAUUGCCACCCUCAACCCAUCAGCCAAGCGUCGCUUGGUCCUGGCCUGUCACUAUGACUCCAAGUACUUCCCACCACAAUGGCAUGGGAGGGAGUUCCAAGGCGCCACUGAUUCUGCUGUUCCCUGUGCCAUGAUGUUGGAGCUGGCAAAAGCCCUGGAUGAAGAACUCAAAGCUCAGAAGAGUGCCGAUGCCAACCUGACCCUACAGUUAAUUUUCUUUGAUGGAGAGGAAGCUCUUUUCCAGUGGACCCCUACAGACUCCCUGUAUGGCUCUCGCCACCUUGCCCAGAAGAUGGAGCGUACCCCACACCCCGCUGGAGCCACAGACACCAAUCAACUGCACGGCAUAGAUCUAUUUGUUUUGCUGGACCUGAUCGGGGGCCCCGACCCACGCUUUGGGAACCAGUUCCCUAUCACAUCACACUGGCUCUCCAAACUGCAGAACAUUGAAAAGCGUCUACAUUCCAUGAACCAGCUUGUGAAUCAUCCCCAAGCCGUGCAAUAUUUCUGGCCAAAUCAUCCUGUUGGCCACAUUCAAGAUGAUCAUAUACCAUUUUUAAACAGAGGAGUCCGUAUCCUCCACCUGAUCCCCUCCCCCUUCCCAUCCGUGUGGCACACAUUUGAUGACAAUGAGCAAAACCUGGAUCGCUCCACCAUUCAGAACCUGAACAAGAUCCUGCAGGUCUUUGUUCUGGAGUACCUCGACGCAAGACCUGCCAACACUACAAACCAUUCCAAUCCUUCAAACCCUCAAAAUGCCCCGUAAAACCUUAAAUUUCUUUCAACAACCUUUCUUUUGAUGUUUCACCAUAAUAAAAAUGUUCAACUGUUACUUUAUGAGAAUAUACUGCAUAUACAUAUCUCUAAAAAUACCAACAAUAUGGAUUUGUUGACUCCAUGAGUGAUAUGUGAGGUUGAAAUAAAACCCUCAAUGACAUGGACAAGUACAUUUUUUACUGGUAAAACUAGAUAUAACUAUAUUUUGGCUUAUGUGAGUAUGUGAAAUGUAUUUUCUUUCCUAAUGGAGCCACUUGAAGACUAUGUAGCCUCAUCUUUCCUCCAAGCCUUAAGUCCCCCCAGCAACAAGAUCACAACACAGGCUCUUCUGUGUGAUUUUUUACUACACUGCUUUCUUUAUAUCAGCCUGCACCCCCUCCCUUACACUGUGAGGAGGCUUUAGUGUCAAUACUAAUGUCAAAGAUCUGGUCCACUUGACUAUAAAAUGAAAGAAAAAAGCAUUAAAAAAUAAUAAUUGGCAGCAAAAAUGUUGUGACAUGUUAAUCAUUUUUAUUAUGCAUUUCUUAUUCCCAAUGGUUAUGUAUAAAAUUCAGAAUCCCUACUCUGUUAUGUUGUGGAUAAACAUACAGCCCAUAACAUAGCACAUACAUAAAUGCUGCCAAAAUGUAUGGGGCAGAGUUUGUGGAGAUAGACAUGAAGCGGUGUCACAUGCUGUGUGUUUUAGCUACAGACCAGGGUAUGUGACGUUUCCUAUCCUACAGCAAAUCUGUUCAGUGUUUAUAGAGCAAACCUGUCAUGGGCAGGAUGUGGGUUUAUUUGUAUUAUAAAAACAUCUUUAGCCCUUCAUAUCCUGUCAUCUUACAUAGUGAACUGGAUAGUUUCCUGUGCUGAUGUUUCAUGUGCCUGCCUCUGUUUAUAUGACAUUAUUAGCCCGUUCUUAAUGUUGAUCCCAGAAUAAUAUACAAUGUCAAAACUGGACUUCCUGUAUUUUGAGUCUGGAAUAAAUGUUGAUUCAGAAUACAACAGA